Molecule: messenger RNA, 720 nt
Organism: Priapulus caudatus
Lineage: Eukaryota; Metazoa; Priapulida; Priapulimorpha; Priapulimorphida; Priapulidae
Product: zinc finger protein 239-like
Exons: 2
Biological process (GO): regulation of transcription by RNA polymerase II
Cellular component (GO): nucleus
Molecular function (GO): DNA-binding transcription factor activity, RNA polymerase II-specific; RNA polymerase II transcription regulatory region sequence-specific DNA binding
Source: RefSeq, a predicted model, not a curated record
GCAGGAGAGCUUAAGCGAGAGCUUGCAACGCGGCAAAACUGAGUACUUGCGGUCUGUCUGAUGGAGCCUUCUCAUUCAGAUAUGCCAUGCCCCGGAGGAAAGAAGUCCCAUGUGUGUGAUGUGUGUGGAUACGCUAGCUCCAAGCUAGGUGCUCUCAAGGUACACAUGCGCACUCACACGGGACAGAAGCCGUAUAGGUGUGAUAUGUGUGAAUACAUGUGUACGAAUUCCAGUGCUCUCAAGCUACACAUGCGCACUCACACAGGAGAGAAACCAUUUACAUGUGACAGAUGUGAAUACAAGUGUACAUCUUCUAGUGCACUCAAUGCACACAUGCGCACUCACACAGGAGAGAAGCCCCAUGUUUGCGAUAUAUGUGGACAUAAGUUUGCUGAACGUGGUAACCUCAAGAUACACAUGCGCAUUCACACAGAAGAGAAGCCAUAUAGGUGUGAUUUAUGUGAACACAGGUUUGCUCAGUCUGGUGAUCUUAAGACACACAUGCGCACUCACACAGGAGAGAAGCCAUUUACAUGUGACAGAUGUCAAUACAAGUGUACAUCCUCUAGUGCACUCAAUGCACACAUGCGCACUCACACAGGAGAGAAGCCAUUUACAUGUGACAUAUGUCAAUACAAGUGUGCAUCCUCUGGUGCCCUCAAGAUACACGUGCGCACUCACACAGGAGAGAAGCCAUUUACAUGUGACAGAUGUCAAUAC